AUGUCGUCGCAAGGUGCAAUAUCCCAAUGGGUAUGCAUGCGUCAAGCUCAACGAUUGGGACUAUUUGGCCCACUUUGUGAGCCUCCAGAAGCUCUAGUCACCCUUCUUCAAAACAUGUGGGCCGAUAAUGGAGACGCAAUAUCUAAUCAGUAUGCUGGUACAGCGGCUUUGAAAGGAGACGUGACAAGAAGUGGCGAAAGGCGACUCGCUGGAAUCAUGCGCGAUGGGUACAAUAGCGCUUCUCGGUACUACCUUUCUCAUAUACGCGACUCCAGUCGACAGAAGGCCAUCAAUACGCUUUUGGACUACAAAGAUCAAGGUUCUGAGUCAAUGGCAGACACAGAUUCCGAUUCGGAGGAAGACGAAAAUGUUUGUAGACUGGUAGCCGAAACUGUACAUUUUCUCUUACCUGAAGGAGAAGUUGUUGUUGGAGGUUGGGCCCUGUGUAGCGCACAGCAGAAUGCAGACGCUACCGACACAGUCUUGCUUCUUACAAGAAACAAAUUAUACGUAGCUAUAUACGAUGAUGACUUCGAAAAAUUGGAGGAUGUUAAAAUUGUUCCCCUUGACGAUGUUACUUCUAUAGAGAUAGGUCGAUCAUCUCGAUCAGCUCGGAUUUACAUAAGGCUGACGUGUCUCGAAGAUAGCUGGAUGUGGCGAGCUGGGAGAACUCGGCUGUUCAACAAUGUUGCUAUCCGGCUGAGAUCCAUAGAAGAAGCUGCUGAAUACACGGAAUCCAUCGCUGAACAGAUCAGUGUAACCAUCAAUUUAUGCAUUGGAAAGGACGUUCCUGUCCAACGACUUGAGCGGCUGUCUUUGCCAAGAUCUGGAAAUACUGCCAAAAAAGCUUUGGCAUCAGUGGCUGCCGCGUUCAAAAUGCGUGUACGUCGUCCGCAAGCUUCUGUAGCAAUUCCCACUAGCGUAUCUUUUGUGAACGAAGAGCAAGGACGUGUCGCAAUGAAACCGGAGCCACCUCAACCAACAUUGAUCGAUUUCGAACUAGUCGACACGGAUUAUUCUGCCCAUGAAGCUAUUGCAGAUUUCCGAGAUGACAUGAAUAACCACACGUCAACAAUCCCUACUCCACAGAUCCAUGUUUCGGCAUCCGACAGCUGUCUCGUGGCUGAGGCAAGCCGAUCAGCUCCAUCAUCAGGCGGACUUGUUGGUCGUAUCCGUGGUCUGAAACCAUUCACCCGCUCAAACGAUCCUAACGCGGCUGUGAACAACCCAUUUGAAAGUCUGGCUUCUCUAAUGUCCAAUUCUCGAACUAAUUUUAUUAUGAUUUAG
Cooperia oncophora is the source of this 1287-nucleotide messenger RNA. NCBI's taxonomy places the organism in Eukaryota, Metazoa, Nematoda, Chromadorea, Rhabditida, Trichostrongylidae. The record is from the annotation of a GenBank genome assembly.